Molecule: messenger RNA, 2193 nt
Organism: Didymosphaeria variabile
Lineage: Eukaryota; Fungi; Ascomycota; Dothideomycetes; Pleosporales; Didymosphaeriaceae
Exons: 3
Coding region: 1-2193 (730 amino acids)
Biological process (GO): double-strand break repair via nonhomologous end joining
Cellular component (GO): nucleus
Molecular function (GO): DNA-directed DNA polymerase activity; DNA binding
Source: RefSeq, a predicted model, not a curated record
AUGGCUGACAAAGAAUUGCAAGAGAAGGUGACUUACUUCAUGCAGCAAAACCUUCUGGAUCUCUCCGAUGAUGAGGAAGGAUUUCCCGAUUCGGGACUCGUAGCAGCAGAGCAGCUAUUCGCUGACUUCAAGGCCAUGCCCCCGCCACCGCCUGUGCGCCGUGGAAGUAGCUUCUUGGGCCCUACGCCACGGGAGCGGCAGCAAGAGUUUGAAACCCAUACAGCACAGCAGCGUGCGGCAGUACGUAAGCACGACCCUAGCUUGCUGCGAUCUUCAACUGCUCCGAAUACUGUCACGAAGAGCUUUCCAGUCGCGAAACUUGAGCAAGGGGAUCGCGCGCCUCAAAGAUUUCUGAAGAAAACGGCUUCUAUGUCAGACCUUGCAGCACAAGAUCGAACGCCAUUCUACAAGCGCAUGGGCGAAAUCCCUCGCGAGCUCAAGAAUGCAAACGCAAAAGCUGCCACCAACAUUGUUGUCGAACCUGUGCACAAACAACUGUUGAGGGAGAAGUUAGUCUACUUGUUCCCAAACAAUGACAUCACUUGGGUGAAAAGCUGGAGAGACGACGUAACGCAUGUCAUCUUCGACGAUGACAAACAAACAUACCCUCAACUUCUACGUCACCUUAACAGAGCCGGUUUGCCGUCCGGCAUACCGCUUGACCCCACAAGUAGCAGGUUCCUUGUCAAAGGGGCGCCACGUCCGAGUGUGACUUCAACACCAGCGCCUCCAGACUCACAAGGCUCACUGAAGAUAAAACCUUCAAGGAGAGAGCAAGCAGCAAAUUCAUCUCAAAAGACUGAUUCGGUGACCACCGAAGCCACUCCCACAGAGCCCCACAUAGAAGAACCACCAAUUUCUAGUGGAGAUAUCGUAAGAGACAGUUUUGUUCGACCACCAGAGUCCACUUUUGAAGCUGCAAAGCCGCCUAAAGAGUACAAUGAUGAGCUCUCAAAGGUCAUAAAUGCUACAAGAGCUGUAGCGCAUCUGCCGCUCGAUGACGAGGAAGACGGCGAUUCGCGGCCCACUUCUUCGGCGGGAACAGACUCUGGUCGUGAUACAGAUGAAGAGGAACCACAACCUACUUCGAUGCGCACGAGGAGUCAAAGAACCGCGGUCGCACCCACCAAAAGGAAGAACGGGGUCAACCAAAAUACGUUCCAGUGCAUGAACCCAAUGGGAGCAUCUUCGGCGAGUUUUAAUCCCAAUGCUCGAACGAUCGAAAUUCUGGAACAAAUGGGCAAGUACUACGACCAAAUGCAGGAUCAGUGGCGCACACUCGCAUACAGAAAGGCUGUCACUACACUGCGUAAACAGACGGUCAAAAUUUCGACAGCUAAGGAAGCUGCCGCGCUCCCUUUCGUCGGGUCUCGCCUCGCUGACAAAAUCGAGGAGAUCGUGUUGACGGAUCGGUUGCGAAGAUUAGACAGCACCCGCGAUGAUCCGACUGACAAAGUCCUCCGUCUGUUCUUGGGAGUCUACGGAGCGGGACUGGUACAAGCCAACAAGUGGAUUCAAGCUGGGCAUCGCACCCUCGACGACUUGAUCGCCAACGCGAAGCUUACAGAUUCUCAAAGGAUCGGGAUCGAACACUAUCAUGACUUUGCGACUCGUAUACCUCGAGCUGAGGUCGAGGCACAUGGUGAAUACGUGAGGGACGCUUUGCGAAAGAUUGAUCCUGGGUUUGAGACCACCGUGAUGGGCUCAUACCGUCGUGGGGCAAAAGAUUCGGGCGACAUCGACAUCAUCAUGACCAAACCCGGUGCAAGAGUAUCGGCAUUGCGGGAUGUGGUCUUCCAUAAACUCGUACCUCGAUUGCUUAAGGAUGGCUUUCUCAAGGUCAAGCUCGCUGCUUCUUCCUCUAGUACCGAUGACGGGACUAAAUGGCAUGGCGUCUCUUGCCUUCCAUCAUCGGCCACAUGGCGUCGAUUGGAUCUACUUCUAGUCCCAGAGGAAGAGAUGGGCGCGGCGCUCCUCUACUUCACAGGCAAUGACAUCUUCAACCGAAGCAUCAGGCUGCUGGCAAGUAAGAAAGGGAUGCGCCUCAACCAAAGAGGCUUGUACAAGGACGUUAUUAGAGGAAAGAAUAGGGAGAAGUUGAAUGAAGGAACACUGCUUGAGGGCAAAGAAGAGAGAAGGAUCUUUGAGAUCUUGGGCGUUCCCUGGCGUGAGCCGACUGAGAGGAUCUGCUGA